Cinclus cinclus is the source of this 1557-nucleotide messenger RNA. RefSeq names its product fatty acyl-CoA reductase 2 (gene FAR2). Gene Ontology annotation, molecular function: alcohol-forming very long-chain fatty acyl-CoA reductase (NADP+) activity. The record is from RefSeq and is a predicted model, not a curated record. Lineage: Eukaryota; Metazoa; Chordata; Aves; Passeriformes; Cinclidae. The coding region runs from base 10 to 1557 and encodes 515 amino acids. The transcript has 11 exons. Gene Ontology annotation, cellular component: peroxisome. Gene Ontology annotation, biological process: long-chain fatty-acyl-CoA metabolic process.
GAAAGCACCAUGUCUUCAGUCUCAGCUUAUUACAAUGGAAAGACCGUACUUAUCACAGGAGCUACAGGUUUCAUGGGCAAAGUGCUGGUGGAAAAACUUCUGCGCUCCAGCCCUGAAGUGAAAGCAGUUUAUAUUCUUGUCAGGCCAAAGGCUGGACAGUCAAUGCAAGAGAGAGUGGCCAGCAUGUUGAAAUGUAAGGUCUUUGACAGGGUCCGAGAAGAUUGCCCUAAUUUCCACGAGAAGAUUAAGCCUAUUAAUGCUGAACUCACUCAGCCCAAGCUGGCCAUCAGUGCUGAAGACGAGGAGGAGCUUCUGACCCGGGUCAAUGUUGUCUUCCACUGUGCAGCCACAGUUCGCUUUGAUGAACCCCUCAAACAUGCCCUGCAGCUGAACGUGAUGGGCACGCAGCGGCUCCUCGAGCUGGCCCGGCAGAUGCGGAACCUCGAGGCCUUCAUCCACAUCUCCACUGCCUAUGCAAACUGUGUCCGGAAAUGCAUCGAGGAGAUCAUCUACCCACCCCCAGCCGAGCCCCAGAAGCUCUUCGAUUUAGUAGAGUGGUUGGAUGAAUCCAUCAUUCAAGACAUCACACCUAAGCUGCUUGGGGAGUGGCCCAACACCUACACCUACACCAAAGCCUUGUCAGAGUACCUGAUUCAGCAAGAGAAAGGAAACUUGAACAUUGCUAUCAUCAGGCCAUCCAUCGUGGGAGCCAGCUGGCAUGAGCCUUUCCCAGGUUGGAUUGACAACUUCAACGGGACUAGUGGAAUAUUUAUUGCGGCAGGCAAAGGGAUCCUGCGAACCGUCAUCGCCAACAACGAAGCGGUGGCAGACAUGAUUCCUGUCGACGUCGCCAUCAACCUGACUCUGGCAGCCGGGUGGUACACAGCAGUGCACAGACCAAAAAACCUGUUGGUGUACAACUGCACAACAGGGGGAAUCAACCCUUUCUUCUGGGGAGAAAUGGGGCAGUACGUCAUGUCCACGUUCAAAAGGAACCCCCUGGAGCAGGCUUUCCGGACACCCAACGCUCACAUGACCUCCAGCUACUUGAUAAACCAGUACUGGAUCACUGUCAGCCACAAGGCACCUGCCAUCCUCUAUGACCUGUAUAUGAGGCUCACAGGGAGAAAGCCCAGAAUGAUGAAGAUCAUCAAUCGGCUGCACAAGUCUAUGACACUCCUGCAGUAUUUCUCCACCCAGUCCUGGAACUGGUCUUCAGAUAAUAUGAAUAUGUUAAUGAGUCACCUUAACACAGAGGACAAAAAGUUAUACAACUUCGAUGUUCGCCAGCUGCACUGGUCAGAGUACAUUGAGAGCUACUGCAUAGGUGCUAAGAAGUACUUACUAAAUGAGGAUAUGGCUGGCAUUCCAGCAGCAAAGCAGCAUCUACGCAAGCUGAGGAACAUCCGAUACGCUUUCAACACCACCCUCCUCGUGAUCAUCUGGCGCAUCUUCAUCGCGAGGUCACAGAUGGCUCGAAACAUCUGGUACUUUGUGGUGAGCCUCUGCUACAAGUUCCUGUCCUACUUCAGGGCAUCCAGCACCCUCAGGCACUGA